Molecule: messenger RNA, 1185 nt
Organism: Beauveria bassiana ARSEF 2860
Lineage: Eukaryota; Fungi; Ascomycota; Sordariomycetes; Hypocreales; Cordycipitaceae
Product: 2-amino-3-carboxymuconate-6-semialdehyde decarboxylase
Exons: 3
Coding region: 1-1185 (394 amino acids)
Biological process (GO): secondary metabolic process
Cellular component (GO): cytoplasm; cytosol
Molecular function (GO): carboxy-lyase activity; hydrolase activity
Source: RefSeq, a predicted model, not a curated record
AUGGCUCUCGAAACUGUAGUCGCAGCAGCAACGCGCAUAGUCACCACGAGCACGAGCACGUCUCGCAUUGACACACAGUACUUGACAUUUUCUACAGCUCAAUAUAUGGCGAAGCUGACUCAAAACUCUAGUAUACAUGUGCUGCCUCCCAGUUACCUCAAGGCACUAGACGAAAACGGUGGCGACCCGUCUGGAUGGAAGACUCCGAACUGGACCCUCGAAGAAUGUGUCCGCUUCAGCGACACUAUCGGAGCGUCAUUCUCGGUGCUAUCCGUGACAGCUCCAGGACCAGCCAUACUCGGGCCUACAGAAAAGGGAAGGAGCCUGGCGCGAGCUCUGAAUGAAGAGGUGUGGAGUGUUUGCCAGCAGCGACCGGGGCGGUUUGGCUUUUUUGCCAGCUUACCCGACUUUAAUGAUAUUGAAGGAACCAUUUUAGAGAUCAAGUCAAUCUUUGAGACAGAGAAGAAGGCAAACGGUGUCGUGAUCAUGACAUCGUAUGGCGACAAGCUUGUCGAGCUGGACAAGCAUGCGGCCCUGGUAUUUGUUCAUCCGAGCCAUAUCAAGAUCACGCCCGAGAAGAUUGGCGGAUUUCUCCCGCAGCCGGUUAUUGACUACCCUCUCGCGACCACGCGGGCUGCCAUGUCACUUCUUGUCUCGGGAAUCAUGACGGAGUGUACUCGCAUCGAGGUAAUCCUGAGCCACGCUGGAGGCACCUUCCCAAUGCUCGCAGAGCGUGCCCUCGGCUCUCUUAUUGUCCCGGCCAUUGCAGAGCAAUCCCAAGGGAAUCCGAUUCAAGCGAAAUCCGCAUCAAAACGUUUUUGGUACGACAUUGCGCUCUCUACAGGCGAGGCGCAACUCAAAGCGCUUCUCGCGACGGCGCCUUCUGAACAAAUCGUCUACGGAAGUGAUUUCCCGUAUGCUCCAAAGUUGGGCAUCUAUGCGGGGUUGCUGCAGUAUAGUCGGUUUUCCAGGAGCGCUGAAGGCAGCCGAAUCGGGCCCAAGAAACUCAAUCAAAAUGCGACCGUUUUACUGCGGAACCAUUCGUUGGAGGGUUCUUUUUUGCCACAGGCCGUCGGCAAGGAAAAUCAGAUUUCUGGACCAGAGUUUGGGUUGGAAGAUAACGAUGACGCAAGGCAUGCCAGAGAGCAACUCGACCAUGGUUCUGACUCCGGAGAGGGAAAUUGA